CAUCUCGCUCUCUGACUUCCUGUUUAGGCAGAGGCCAUGGACUUCUCUCACCAAUUUUGAUGGCCAAUUGCUUCAUAUAUUGACUAGAUUGUGAAAUUAUGGAAUACCCCUUAUUUCUUGUGCUGAAUUGGGAGCGGGUUUUGCAAUGGAAGUUAGAAAACUGAAUUUUUUUGGGUUUUUUUUUGUUGUCGUGUUGUUCUUUCCUGCGGUUGAUUUUCAGUGUUAUGAUUUUUAUUUGAUGCCUCUGCGUUUUGAUUUUGUUAAGGAAUUUGCUUUCCGUUCAAUAUUUAGAAAUGCCUAGAGAUUUUCCGUUUGAUAGUUAAAAAUGCCUCUGGAUUGUACUAGAAUUUUUGGAGUUUUGAUCAUGAUUUGCAUGUGUUAGACGCUAAAGCUUCUUGUUUUAGGUGUGGGGUUUUGGGCUUUCUCCAGCCAAUUAUGAGGUUAUUUUACAUUGUUUUAAAACACAAUUCGAUCUUGGAUUUACGUAUGUGAAUAUGAGAUUUGCGGUGAUGCACGCUGGCUUUUCCCUGAUGAAAUUGUUACCUCAAAUGCUCAUGAUAUUAUUUCUGCCAAAGUUGUAUGUGGAAUUUUUAUGAUUAAUGCACUUGCGAGUGCUUGUGAAUCUGCUUAGAAAUAUAUGGAAAAUAUCAACGCUAAUAUCUUAGCUUGUUGGAUAUCUGGCUGUUGUGUUUCAGGAGAUAUACAUUCAAUCCCUAGGGAAAGUUAAGGGCCUUAGAUAAUUCAUGCGUUAGUUUCACAAAUCACAAUGUAUAUAUCUGUGUGAAGCUCUAUGUAUUAGACUGUUGCUUUCUGUACUUGAUCAGGAAGAUGGGUUAGCAGUAUUAUGUUAGCUUUGAACUAAAAUAUCUGUGUUUCUGUCAGUUGGAUGUGAAUUUUGUAGCGGGCUGACACUAUAAAUUUACUUAACAUGGGAUUUUAUAAAAUUUUCCAAGUGGAGUUAAGGGUUUUAAACAAUACAUGGAAAUUUAAUAGCCAAUUUUGCUUGGAUUGAAACUCUCUUUUGUUGUAUUUUGAUUUAGAAGAUUGCCUACGUAGUGUUCGUCUCAAUGUAAUUCUGUGAAUUGACAUUGGAUUUGAAUCCAGAAAAGAUGUAAAUACUUGAACUCUUGGAUUUGAUAGCCCUAUGCAAAUACUUUCAUCAGCACAGCAACAAAUUUACGGGCGAAGGAUCAUUUGGGACUAGGUGAAACAGUGAUUAGUAUGUCUGAACUGAUUGAAGGUCUUCCAGAUGCCAUUGCUAUCAGGUGCAUUGCACGAGUUCCCUUCUACCUCCAUCCCAAGUUAGAGCUUGUUUCUCAUUCAUGGCGGGCUGCUAUAUUUAGUCCUGAGCUGUUUAAAGCCCGACAAGAGGUUGGUUCAGCAGAGGAUCUGCUAUGUGUGUGUGCUUUUGAUCCUGAGAAUCUGUGGCAGCUUUAUGAUCCUCUUCGAGACCUUUGGAUUACUCUUCCAGUUCUGCCCUCAAAAAUCAGGCACCUUUCCCAUUUUGGUGUUGUGUCUACUGCUGGAAAAUUGUAUGUGCUUGGCGGCGGAAGUGAUGCUGUAGACCCAUUGACCGGUGACCAGGAUGGAAGCUUUGCAACCAAUGAGGUGUGGUCAUAUGACCUUGUGUUACGCCUGUGGACUCCACGUGCGUCCAUGCAUGUGCCCCGUGCAAUGUUUGCAUGCUGUGUUUUGAAAGGAAAGAUAAUUGUUGCAGGUGGUUUCACUAGCUGCCGAAAAUCAAUAUCUCAAGCGGAAAUGUAUGAUCCAGAGAAAGAUGUGUGGAUCCCAAUACUGGAUCUCAAUCGCAGUCACAAUUCAGCAUGCUCUGGAGUAGUUAUUGGGGGAAAGAUGCACGUUUUGCACAAGGGGUUAUCAACAGUGCAAGUAUUGGACAAUGUAGAGUCUGGAUGGACAGUUGAGGAUUAUGGUUGGCUCCAAGGUCCAAUGGCAGUUGUUCACGGGGCGUUGUAUGUGAUGAGCCAUGGACUAAUUUGCAAGCAGGAAGGGAAAAUGAGGAAAGUAGUGGUUUCAGCAUCCGAAUUCCGGAGAAGGAUUGGAUUUGCAAUGACUGGGCUGGGAGAUGACAUAUAUGUGAUAGGUGGGGUGAUUGGUCCUGACCGAUGGAAUUGGGAUAUCAAGCCAAUGUCUGAUGUUGAUGUCUUGACAGUUGGGGGUGAGAGACCAACUUGGCGACAGGCCGCUCCGAUGACAAGGUGCCGUGGUGCAAUUCUUGGAUGUACGCAGCUGAGAAUAUAGAUCUCCAUUUGUUUAAAUUUGUUUUUUUAUUUUGUGAAAAUUAUGCUCUUGUCAAGGCAUUGGUUUCCCUCCUAUUUUUGGAGACAAGGAAUGUAAAUUUUUCUCUUUGGCUUCUGAGCCUUCAUCCUUUGAUUUCUGUGGAACUGGUGGAUGUUAGGGGUUUUGAGUUGAGAAACUUCCUUCUUGAGCUUAA
Molecule: messenger RNA, 2452 nt
Organism: Manihot esculenta (cassava)
Lineage: Eukaryota; Viridiplantae; Streptophyta; Magnoliopsida; Malpighiales; Euphorbiaceae
Product: F-box/kelch-repeat protein SKIP30
Exons: 2
Coding region: 1222-2259 (345 amino acids)
Molecular function (GO): protein binding
Source: RefSeq, a predicted model, not a curated record